Meloidogyne enterolobii is the source of this 947-nucleotide messenger RNA. Lineage: Eukaryota; Metazoa; Nematoda; Chromadorea; Rhabditida; Meloidogynidae. The record is from the annotation of a GenBank genome assembly.
UUGGGAAAAUGUCAGACGAGAAUGACUCUUCGGAGGAGGCGGAUGGGCCGUUAAAAAUCCUUAAAGCUCAACAGAAUAAGGAACGAAAAGAAAUGAGAGCAAAAAUAACAGCUUUAAAACAUGCAAUUCCCAAGAACAACGUUAAGAAGAAGAAGGAAGUAAUGCAACAAGUAGAGCAAAUGGAAAAUGAAUUGAAGAAGAGACAUGAUGAGCAAUUACUUGGGUUAGAGAAGGGUAAUGAGGAUGUGAAAAUUAAUGAAGAUGAAGAAAAACAUGAGGAGGAAACAAAGCAAGAUUCUGCUGUAGAGUCUGUUACUAGCUUCUUUAAAGAAAUUAAAUUAAGCAAAUCUCAACAGAAAAAGGAAAACAAACGUAAAGAACAAGAAGCUAAGCGAUUGGAAGCUUCUCAAAAAGAUCAAGAAAGUGCAGUUUACAGCAAAAGCUACAAAGAAAAUGAAGCCAUCAAGCAGCUUCUUGUACAGAGGAACUAUAAAUUGAAAGAUAUUCCCCCAGAUGGUGAUUGUCUUUACAGAGCUAUUUCACAUCAGUAUUUUUUAUUGAAAGGGAUAAAGCACACAGCAGAGGAUUUAAGAAUUAUGGCAGCCAAGUUUAUUAAAAAGAACAAAAACGAAUUUCUUGGUUAUUUAAUUAAUUCUGAAGGGAACUUGGUUGAUGAAGAGUCUUUUGAUGACUAUUAUUACAAAGUAAAACAUAUGUGCUCUAAAGGAGGUGACUGGGGAGGAGAACCUGAGAUCCGUGCACUAAGUGAAGUUUUAAAUGUUUGUAUUCAAGUAUUAAAUGCCGACGGGACAAUUAACAAAUUUGGGGAGGAUGAUUCAGAAUCUUUACUUUUGACCUACCAUAGGCAUGCAUAUUCUCUUGGAGAACAUUAUAAUUCGACUGAACCGUCAUCUGUUUCUGAAUUUGAUGAAUUUGACCUUAAAUAA